Molecule: messenger RNA, 14350 nt
Organism: Dermatophagoides farinae (American house dust mite)
Lineage: Eukaryota; Metazoa; Arthropoda; Arachnida; Sarcoptiformes; Pyroglyphidae
Biological process (GO): peptide catabolic process; proteolysis
Cellular component (GO): cytoplasm; membrane
Molecular function (GO): peptide binding; metalloaminopeptidase activity; zinc ion binding
Source: RefSeq, a predicted model, not a curated record
UGCCAACAAGUUUAGAAUUCAUGCUUUUUUGAGUUUUUUUUUCGAAUUUGAACAUUGGAAACAAUUUAAAAUUUUUCAAUAUUCAUCAUCAUCUUCAUCAUCAUCGAUAAAAGAUAUCGAUUUUUUUCAUUUUUCGAUAACAUCAUCCAUUAUUGGUCUACGACUACGAUUAUCACCAUCAUCAUCGUAAACAUAAUUAUUCGAUGAUCGAUCAAUCAAUAAAAGUAAAAAAAAUAUUUUUGGAAAAUUAAAAACCGCGAAAAAAACCACGAAAAGAAUUUUCGAAUGGCAAGCGCAUCGAUGACAACAUCACCAUCAUCAUCAAAAGCUGGCCGUACGAAAACCUUAUUAUUAGGUUUCGCCAUAUUCAUAUUGGCCUGUUUGUUUAUCGGUUUUUUAGCCGCAUACAUUGUUGAACGUAAUAAGAAUAAUGAUUUAUCCAAAGAUCAAUCGACUACAACAACCUCGACAACUUUUGAAACAACUUACACAUCGACAUUGACUACAUCACAAACAACGAUUACAUCGACUAAGCCGCCACCAAUAUCUGAUAAUCUAUUACUUAAUCAUGAUGUCAUACCUAUAAAUUAUCGUCUACAAAUACGUAGCGAUCCUAAUGAAAAUUUUUUCAAUGGAUCAGUACGUAUUACGUUACAAGUUCUCAACGAUUCAAUCGAUCAAAUUGUACUUAAUUGUAAAAAUCUUAACAUAUCAUCAUAUUCAUUAUCGAAACCAUCGGUUGCGAUUGAAAAUUUUUCUAGCAAUACGGAGUUUGAACGAUGUAUAUUUGAAUUAGAUGGAUCAUUGGUUAAAGGUGAGGAAUAUGCAUUACAGAUUACGUUUUCCAGUACGUUUCGAAAUGGACAGAUUAUCGGAUUUUAUCGUAGUCCAUAUACAACGAUCAAAAAUGAAAUUCGUUAUAUGACGGCAACAAAAUUUGAACCAACAUAUGCACGUAUGGCAUUUCCUUGUUUUGAUGAACCAUCAUUUAAAGCUACAUUUGAUAUAACGUUAAUCCAUCCAACCGGAUUAAGAGCCAUAUCCAAUCAAAUGGAAAAAGAAACCGUACCGAGUAUUGAAACCGGAUUCAGCCGGACAACAUUUAAACAGACGCCAAAAAUGUCCACAUAUUUAGUGGCAUUUUCGGUGAAUGAUUUUGAAUAUAAAGAAACAAAGACAACAACCGGUACACGUGUUCGUGUUUAUUCACGACCAGAUCAGGUGGAAAAAACCAUGUAUGCCUGUGAAUCAGCGGCAACUAUUCUAUCAUAUUAUGAAAAUCUAACGGCCAUUCCAUAUUCACAAUCAUUGGAAAAAUUAGAUCUGAUCGGUUUACCCGAAUUCGUAUCCGGUGCAAUGGAAAAUUGGGGUCUAGUCACCUACAAGGAAACAUAUAUCCUAUUUGAUGCCGAUGAAUCUUGUGUUAAUGAUAGGCGAAAAAUAGCCAGUGUUAUUGCACAUGAAUUAGCCCAUAUGUGGAUAGGUAAUCUAGUCACAGCCACUUGGUGGAAUGAUCUCUGGCUUCAGGAAGGUUUUGCAUCAUUUAUCGAAUAUUAUGGUCAAGAUCACCUGGACGCAUCAUUCAAUAUAUGGAAUCGAUUUUUAAUCGAUGAUCUACAUCGUGCAUUCACUACCGAUUCUUUAUCUAAAACACAUCCAUUGGUACCGAAAAGGGAUGAUAUUCUUACACCGAAUCAGAUUACGGCUCUAUUCGAUACAAUUUCCUAUUCAAAAGGUGCAUCGAUUGCUUAUAUGAUUGAAAGUAUAAUUGGGCGGAAGAAAUUUAUGGAAAAUUUUAGCUAUUUACUUAGAGAAAAUCAAUAUUCAAAUGUUGAUACAGAAAAAAUGAUGAGUUAUUUUUAUAAGGAUAUUGAAACAACGACUAAAAUUGAUGGAAAAAAUUUUCUAAAUAAAUGGCUUUAUCACAAUGGUUAUCCUAUCAUUACUGUUGAACGUGAACAACAAACAUUUAAACGUUCGAUUCGUGAAUCACCAUCCAAAUCUCAGCGAAGUACAAUGAAACUACGAUUAAAACAAACAAUUUAUCGAUCAAAUUCAACAUCCAUUCCACUGGAAGAUCCAUGGAAUAUUUAUAUCAAAUAUCGACAUCCAAAACAAGAACAAUCUGCGCAUUUAUUCAACCAAUCAGAAAUGAUUGUUGAUCUUGGAUAUGAACUUGAAUCGAAUGAUUGGAUCAAAUUAAAUCCUGAUGGCCAUGAUUAUUAUGUUGUAAAUUAUCAACCCGAAGAUUGGGAUCUAUUGAUUAGUGAAUUGAAAAGAAAUUCCAAAUCAUUCAGUGUUGGUGAUCGUGCAAACCUAUUACAUGAUGCAUAUCGUUUAUCCGAGAUAUCGGCACUAUCCUAUGAUCGUUUACUCAAUCUAUUCACGUAUCUUGAAAUGGAAACAAAUUAUAUUCCAUGGUCAGUGGCUAAUAAUGUAAUCACAUCAUUGAUCAAUAAACUUGGUGAAAGUGGUUUGGCAUUGAUACAAUUUCGUGAUUUUAUCAAAUCGAUCGUUGCCAAUUCAUUCGAUUCAAAUGUUGAUUUAUCGACAACCGACAACUCUGCACAAAAACUGGAUGAAAUAGCCUUACGUAAUGUAUUAAUUACGAUAGCAUGUAAAGUUGGCUAUGAAAAAUGCACGAAACAAUGUUAUCAACAAUUUCGUGAUUGGAUGGAUCGUGGAAAGCGAUUAGAUUCGAAUACAAAAUCAUAUGUUUAUAAAUAUGGUUUACAGGCCAGUACGAAUGAAUCGGAUUGGCAACGUAUGUGGGAUCUAUAUGAAUCUGAAAAAGAUGCAAUUGAAAAAUCGAAAAUAAUUUCCUCACUGACAUCGACUACUAAUCCAAAUCUUAUAUCCGUAUUGAUAUCAUAUUCUGAAGAUUUGAAUAAAAUUAAUAAUGAAAAUUUUUUCGCUGUACAACAAUCAAUCGCUUCGAAUAGUGACAUUGGAAGAUCAAUGAUUUGGGAAUAUAUUCGAAAUCAUUGGCCUCAAUUGAUCAAACGUUUUGGUUUGAAUGAUCGCCGAUUAGGAACGUAUGUUCGUUCAGUUAUUAGUGGUUUCCGUUCCGAAUCUCGCUUACAAGAAGUUAUGGAUUUUUUCCACCAAUAUCCUGAUGCUGGUGCUGGUCAAGGAGCUCGUAUCGAAGCUAUCGAAACAAUACGUGAAAAUAUUCAAUGGAUUGAGGAUAAUGAACAAAAUGUUUCGAAAAUAUUAAAUAAUCGUAAUCCGAAUGAAAAUCCUUGGUUACGUUGGCGACUUGAUGAAUCUGUACGGCCACAACAUUAUGAUGUAAAUCUUACCGUUUUGGUGGAUGAGGAAAAAUUUUCCGGUUCUGUUCGAAUUGAAAUCGAAAUUCAUCGUCCGAUUCGUUAUCUAAUUUUACAUUCAAAAGAUUUGAACAUUACAUCAUCGGCUGUAUAUACGAAACAACAACCACGUGUAGAAGUUUCAAUUCCUUUCAUCGCUAAUGUUACUGGACAUGACGAUAAUCUUUCAUUAUUCGAUACGAAAAUGACACAUUUCUUGUUUCGACCAAAUCAAUAUUGGAUUAUUCCAUUACAGAAAAUAAUUCUACCUGAAACAUAUGUUGUUGAACUACGAUUCUAUGGCAAACUAAGUAAAGAAUUAAGUGGUCUUUAUCUUUCACAAUAUCAACGUUCUGAAACCGGUGAAACCGUCAAAUUAGCCACGACACAAUUUCAAGCUGGAUAUGCACGUAAAGUGUUUCCAUGUUUUGAUGAACCACAAUUUAAGGCAACAUUUGCAUUACAAAUUGAACAUGGUGCCAAUUAUUCAGCCAUUUCAAAUAUGCCCAUAUCAUUUGUUCAACGAUCAUUGAAUGAUAAAAAUAUGAAAAUGACAACGUUCGAACGUUCUGUAAAAAUGUCCACCUAUCUAGUGGCAAUUGUUGUCAGUGAUUUUGUAUCAAAAUCUAGUCCAUUAUUGUCAAAUUUCAGUGUCUAUACAUAUGAUCGUGCGAUAAAUCUGGAUAAAACCGAUUAUGCAUUACGAGUUGGUCCUCAAGCAUUGGAAUUUUAUUCGGAAAAAUAUUUUGAAAUUGAUUUUCCAUUACCUAAAAUGGAUAUGAUUUCCGUUCCGGAUUUUCAAAUGGGAGCAAUGGAAAAUUGGGGUCUAGUCACGUAUCGUGAUAUCUAUGUUCUUUAUGAUUCAAAAGAAACGAGUACAUUGUCGAAGACUAAAAUUUGCCAGAUAAUAUGUCAUGAAUUAGCACAUAUGUGGUUUGGAAAUUUGGUCACAAUGAAAUGGUGGGAUGAUCUUUGGCUAAACGAAGGAUUCGCAACAUUUAUGGAAUAUAAAGCCGUAGAUUAUGUGGAAAAGGAUUGGAAUUAUCAUGAUUUUUAUGCCAUAAAUGAAUAUGCUCGUGUAUAUGAGUCGGAUUCAAUGACUAGUACUCAUCCAUUACAGACAAAAGUAACUGAUGAUAAUUCGAUACAAGCAGUUUUUGAUUCCAUCACUUAUUCAAAAGGAUCAUGUAUCAUUCGAAUGUUGGAAUCAAUGGUUGGUGAUGAAACGUUUCGUAUCGGCAUUAAGAAUUAUAUUAAAAAAUUUAGCUACUCAAAUACGUUAACCGGUGAUCUUUGGAACGAAUUGUCCAGUGUUGCUGAUAGAAAUUUAGAUAUAGAAAAAAUUAUGCAAACAUGGUUACGAAAAGAUGGUUUCCCCGUAAUCACAAUCACAACGAAUAAUAAGAAUAAUACGAUGAAAUUUGUACAGGAAAGAUUUUUAAAAGAUUCUCCCUAUUCAACGACAACAUAUUUAUGGUCUGUUCCGAUUACAUAUCGUUUGAUUAAUCAAAAAAUUCCCGAUAUCAGUGGAAAUAUUGAAAAAUUCAUAAUGUAUACAAAAGAAAUGUACAAAGAUGAUAUCGAAAUUGGCGUAGAUGAUUUGAUAAAAUUUAAUGUCGAUCAAAAAGGUGUUUUUAUUGUUAACUAUCCAACGGAACAAUGGAAACGAUGGAUUGAGACAUUGAACAAUAGUGAAUCGGAGGUUUGGAAUCAGACAAGUGCUUUAGAUAGAAACAAUCUAUUAUUGGAUGCAUUCUAUCUCGCUCGUGCUGGUCGAUUACCUUAUAAACAAUGUUUAAGUUUAACCGAAUUUCUUCGAUUGGAAAAAUCCUAUAUGGUUUGGAAAAAUGCAGCCGAUAUGUUAAAAUUUAUACGAGUUUUUAUGGCUGUACAAGAUCAGAGUAUUGCCUACGAUCAAUGGGUACGAACAAAAUUGAUUGCCAAUCAUUAUGAUGAUGUUGGAUGGACGGCCAAAUCAGAUGAUAAUAUGAAUCAACGUCUUUUCCGUUCAUUAAUAUUGACAUUAGCUUGUGAUUAUGGCAAUCAAGAUUGUCUACAGAAAGCAUCACAAUUGUUCGAUGAAUACAGUAAAAAUCCAACCGCUAAUUAUGAUCCGGAUAUAUUACCUGUAUUUUUAUAUUAUGCACUAAAUUUCGAAGCAACAGAUAAAAGAUUCACUUUUCUUCAACAACGUUAUGAUUCGGCCAAUACAACUAAUGAAAAAAUGACCUAUCUUAAAGCAAUGACAGCUACAACCAAUGUGGAUAUGUUACAAAGAUUGCUCAAUAAUUCAUUGGAUACAAAUUAUCUUCGUACACAAGAUUUUUUCACAUUUCUUGCCUAUAUGGCUGAUAAUUCAAUUGGAUUAGAUUUAGCAUGGAAUUUUUAUCGUGAACAUUAUCCAGAAAUUCAACAACGAUAUGGAAUGGAUGAUUCGGAUGUUGGUCGUGCUGUAUAUCGUUUUGCGUUUCAUUUUACAACAGAUAAACGUCGUCAAGAAGUAAUGGAAUUAUUUGAAAAAUAUCCUGAAGCCGGUGCCAGUGCACUUUAUCGUCAACAAACAAUGGAUCUAAUUGAUGCUAAUAUUCGUUGGUCACGAUCAUUCUAUAAAAAUGUAAUUGAAUAUGUUACCGAUAUUUGCGAUACAAAACAUUGUCCAUGGAAUCAAUAUCGAUUGAAUCGUUUGGUCAAACCUUUGAAUUAUGAUUUGAAUAUUCAAAUUGAUACAGAUACAUUAAGAUAUAAUGGUACCGUUAAGAUAGAGGUGAAUAUUGAUGAUGAAAUCGAUCAUAUCAUUGUUCAUGCUGCUGAUAUUUUGGACGUUUCAUCACCGAAAAUUACACAAAAACAAACAACACAAAAACGAGAAACUGAAAUCAAAUCUGAUUUAUUGUUAUCCACUGGACGUGGAUUUACAUAUUCACCAUUAGAAUUCUAUGUUAUUCCAUUGAAAAUGAAUACAACUAAAGGUGAUAAUUAUAUGGUGGAAUUAAAUUUCGAUGGUAAUCUAUCAAAAGGUGGUCUAGUUGGCCUUUAUCAUGGCUGGUAUGAUGAUAAAAAUAAUGGUACACGUAUCAAUCUAGCUGCAACACAAUUCGAAUCAACACAUGCAAGAAAAAUGUUUCCGUGUUUUGAUGAACCAUCAUUCAAAUCGAAUAUAUCGAUCACAGUGAUACAUCCAAAAACAAUGGCACAAACAUUAUCAAAUAUGAAUGCUUUAUCAUUCAACGAUAUUAAUGAUAAAUGGAUGGAAACAAAAUUUGCAACGACACCACCUAUGGUUACAUAUUUGAUUGCAAUUCUUGUAUCAGAUUUCGAAUGUUCACGAAUUAAUAGUGUGGAACUUCGCAACCUAUCGAUUAGUGUAUGUUCAUCGCCAUUAUACGAUCAACAUCAUCGUGAAUAUUCUUUAAGUGUAACACCGAAAAUUCUAAAAUUUUAUGAAAAUUAUACAGGAAUUGAAUAUAGUCUACCAAAAUUGGAUCAAAUAGCAUUACCACAAUUUUCAUCCGGUGCAAUGGAAAAUUGGGGUCUCGUGAAAUAUCGUCAGAAAAAAUUAUUAUGGUCCGAAAUGGAUAAUCUUUCUGAAGAGAAAAAAGAUACAUGCAAUGUUAUUGCACAUGAAUUGGCACAUAUGUGGUUCGGUGAUCUCGUUACGAUGAAUUUUUGGGGUGAUCUAUGGUUAAAUGAAGGUUUUGCAUCAUUCAUGGAAUGUAAAGGAAUGGAUUCUGUUCAUCCAGAAUGGAAAAUUUGGGACACGUUCGUCAAAAGUUAUACAUAUCAGGCAAUUGUUGGUGAUUAUGAUCCAAUAUCUCAACCAAUAAUACGUAAAGUGAAUCAACCAAAAGAUAUGAAAUAUGUGACAAGAAUCGUUUAUAAUAAAGGAUCAACAAUAUUGAAUAUGUUUGAAAAGACAAUGGGUUUGAAUGCAUUUCAACAAUCAAUUCAAUCAUAUCUUGAAUCACUGCAAUAUCAAACAGCAACAAGUGAAAAUCUUUACGCAGCAUUCGAACAAAAUUGGCCAUAUAAUGAUACCCAGAAUGCCAGAGAUUUUAUCAUUUCUUGGACUGAACAAAUUGGUUUUCCAUAUCUUAAUAUCACUUGUGACGUCGAUGAUAAUGAAGUGAACAAAUCCUGUCAAUAUGUACAAGAAAGAUUCAUACGAAAUGGUGAUCGUCCACCGAAUGAUCUAACUUAUGUCAUUCCAUUCCAAUAUUAUACAUAUGAUGAAAAACAACAAGUAAAAGAAUCAACGAUUCAAUUUUUAACCGAAAAAACUGGCAAAUUAAACUAUUUUGAUAGCAUCAUCAAAAUCAACCCAAAUUUUAAUGGAUUCUAUUUUGUUAAUUAUCCAUCGGAAAAAUGGUCAAAAUUGAUCAAUGAUUUAAUCGCCAAUAAAGAUAACGUUGUUUCAUUGUUAACGGUGAAUGAUCGUAGUGAAUUAAUAACAUCAUCAUAUUUUUUAUCACGUGCUAAACUUGCACCAUAUUUUAUUGCAUUGGAUAUGCAUAAUUAUCUUGUACAUGAAACACAUUAUGUUCCUUGGACAUUUCAUUCAAAAUUGAUUGCUAAUCUUGCCUGGGAAAUGGAACGUACUGAAUAUCGUGAAUCAUAUCUCCAUUUUGAACGACGUUUAACUCAAUCACAUUAUAGUGGUAUCGAUUUUUGGAACAUUGAAAAUUCAACAAUAAUAGAACGAAUGUUUCGAAAAAUAAUCAUUCAAAUUGCAUGUGGUAGUGGUAAUCAUCAAUGUUUAAAAGAUGCACACGUAAUGUUUGACAAAUGGAAAGUUGAGAAUAGCACAAUUAAACCUGAUCUAUUUGCAUCCACAUUAUCGUAUGGUAUGAAAUAUAGUAAAAAUCCGCUAGAUUAUGAAUUUGUUUGGCAAAGAUUUUCAAUAGAAAAAGAUUCACACACCAACAAGACCGGUUAUCUUGAAGCAUUAAGUCAUAUAUCCGACAGUAAAAUUGUUCAAAAAUAUUUAGAUCUAGCAUUGAAUGAAUCAAUCGUUUCGAAUAAUCAUUUUGUACAAUUUUUCCUCUACAUUAUUCAACGUUAUGAACAUGAACAAAUGAUUUGGCAAUAUUUUACCAACAAUUAUUCAAUGUUAUCUAGAAAAUUAUCCACCGAUCAGAUGGAUAUGAUCAUGACAAGAUUUGCCGAUCAUACUGUUACUGAAAAACGACGAUUAGAUAUCUGGAAUUUUCUAAAAGAUAAACGAACAGGAGUUUCGAUGAGUGGACAAGAAUCGACAUUUGCUCGAAUUGAAUACAAUUUAGCUUGGAUGUCGAAUAAUAAGGAAAAAGUUGGUGAAUGGUUUGGCCAGAAUGCUUGUGGAGAUCGAACACCUAAACCAUGUCCGUGGGCAAAAACACGUAUUGAUAAAACCAUUAUUCAACCAAGACAUUAUGAUCUAACCAUACAAGUUAAUUUAACCACAAAUAUCUACAAUGGUAGUGUUAAUAUUCAAAUCGAAGCUUUAAAACCAUUCGAACAAAUUGUUCUGCAUGCAGCUCAAAUGCUUCAAGUAAAAUUGAUAUCAGUGAAAAAAUCCAUUAAUAAGGAUUCGAUUCAACAUGUAACAAUGUUUCGAUAUUAUCCAAAACAAUUUGUUGUAAUUGAAUUCGAUCAACAACAAUCGAUUGGAUCGUAUGAAUUAACAUUUAAUUUUACUGCCAAUCUUCUUGAUGCUGGUAUUUCUGGCCUAUAUAGAUCCAACUAUACGGAUGGAAAUAAAAAUUACCGAAUGGCAUCAACACAAUUUGAAUUUUUCGAUGCACGUAAAGUGUUCCCGUGUUUUGAUGAACCAGCAUUCAAAUCAAAAUUCAACGUUACAAUUAUUCAUGAUAAAGAAAUGAAUACAACAUUAUCUAAUAUGGAAGUGAUCGAUGUCAAACAGAUUCCCAAUACCGAAUGGAUACAAACAAGAUUCAAUGAAUCAUUAGAUAUGGUUACAUAUUUAGUUGCAAUGGCUGUCAGUAAAUUUGUUUGCAAACAUUAUUUGAUUGAAAAUAAUCAGGUUACAGUUGGUGUUUGUGCAUCACAUCUUCAAGAACAUAAAUUAGAUUAUGCAUUGGAAAAGGCACCGAAAUGUUUAGAACAUCUUGAACAAUUACUUGGUCAUCCAUAUCCAAUGAAGAAAGUGGAUUUAAUUGCUAUACCAGAUUUUUCUUAUGGUGCAAUGGAAAAUUGGGGUCUAAUUACAUUCCGUGAAACGGCAUUAUUAUUCCAUGAACAGGAUACAACUUCGAAACGAAAAAUGUCAAUGAUGAAUACGAUUGCACAUGAAUUGGCACAUUUUUGGUUUGGAAAUCUGGUCACAUGUGAAUGGUGGGAUUUUAUCGCAUUGAAUGAAGCGUUUGCAACUUAUAUGCAAUAUACAACAGUCAAUGCCGUUGAACCAGAUUGGAAUACUUUUGAUUUGUUUCUGAUAUCCGAAUUUGAAUAUGGUUUAUUAUCGGAUGCUAAAGAUAGUCAUCCAUUAAUACGUAAUGUUACACGUACCGAACAAAGUGAACAAUUCGAUUCGAGUAUAAUCUAUUCAAAAGGUGCUUCAAUUCUACGUAUGAUUGAAUCAGUAAUGGGAAGUGAUCUGUUUUAUGCAGCACUUCGUAAUUAUCUAGCCAAACAUAAAUAUACAAGCGUUAGACCGGAAAUGUUAUUGGCUGAAUUCGAUGAACAAUUUGUAUUCAAUGAUACUAAUGAACAAACUAUAAAAAUGAGUGAUUUUAUUCAUGAUUGGUUCUACAGUAACGGUAUUCCAUACAUUAAUGUAACCGAAUCUAGUGAUGAAACCGUAUAUAAUCUAGUUCAAGAUCGAUUUCUUUUGGAAGAAACUAAAAAUACUACGAUACCUAAAUGGAAAAUACCGAUCAAAUAUUAUCUUGAUUCAACGUGGAAAGAUAUGAAAACAGAAUUUAUGAUCAAUGAAACGAUGACAAUCACAGCAAAUAAUUCGCUAUCAAUUCCUAUCAAUUUAAAUGCACUUCAUUCUGGUUAUUAUCUGGUGAAUUAUUCACCUAAAAUUUGGCAACAAUGGAUCAAUACAUUCAUGGAUAAAUCAAAUGAAGUACCGGUGCUUGAUCGAAGUGGCCUUAUGAUGGAUGCAUUCUAUCUUGCACAGGCUAAUCUACUUUCAUAUAAUGUUCCAUUAAAUUUGGCCAAAUAUCUAAGGAAUGAAACACAUUUAUCGCCAUGGACAACGGCUAUACGUGGAUUUAGCUCAAUACGACGAUAUAUAUCACAUGCAAGUUUGUAUGAAGGAAAAUUCUGUGAAUAUCUUCAAAAUCUUGUACAACCUGUUUAUGAUGAAUUGGGUUGGAAUGAUACAAUCGAUGAACCGGUUACAAAACGGAGAUUACGAUCAUCCAUAUUAGAUUGGGCAUGUUUUAACCGAAUUAAUGAUUGUCUUGAACAAAGUGAACGAUUAUUUCAGGAAUGGAUCAUUGGUAAACAGAAUCAACAAAUGGAUAAAAUUCCAUCACCAAAUCUAUUGAGUACUGUACUUGAUUAUGGUAUACAAAAUUCUAAUUCAACCGAUCAAUGGCUAUUUGUUUGGUCACAAUAUUCCAAUGAAACAUCAUCGACACUUCGUUCAAUCUAUAUGAAUGCAUUAGCACAGACUAAGGAUUCAAAAUUAUUAAAAAUGUUAUUAACACAAGCAUUGGAAGCAAAUCAAGUAAUACGAUCACAAGAUUCAUAUUCCGUAUUCAUUGCUGUUAGUGGCUGUAAUAAUCGAAACAGUUUGGCAUUACUAUGGAAAUUUUUCAAGGAUAAUUAUCUAAAAUUUAUUCGAACUGGUUCACCAUUACGUUUGACAAAAGUGUCAUCAUUAUUAAGUAGUAUUAGUUCCAGAUAUUUUUUCACCACCGAACAAAAAAAUGAAAUGAAACAAUUUUUCGCUAAAUAUCCAAACAUUGGUCUCACACAAAAUCAACGAAAUGGUAUCCUAAAUCAAAUCGAUAGCAAUAUCAAUUGGAUAGCAAAUCGAAUGGUUGAAGUGGAACGAUUUUUAUUGUGUGGAAAUGAUGUUUGUCCAUUCACCGAAUUCCGUUUGAAUUCAAAUGUUAUUCCCGAACAUUAUCGUUUAUCGAUAAAAGUUGAUAUUGAUCAAGAACGAUUUGAAGGAACAGUAGAAAUCAAUGUUAAACUAAUGGAAACAAUUCGUUAUGUAAUUUUACAUGCCGCGAAAUCAUUGAAUAUAACCGAAUCAAAAGUAUUCAAUUCUGAUACGGAAUUAUCGAUUAAACAGACAUUUGCAUAUGAACCAUAUGAAUUUUGGGUUAUUGAAAUGAAAGAAUCAAUCAACGUUGAAGAUGAAAAACCAUUGAACAUUCAAUUGAAUUUUAGUUUCAAUAGUAAACUUGGUACCGAUAUGACUGGAUUUUAUCUAAGCAAAUAUAAUGAUAAUGGAAAUGUAAUAAAAUUGGCUGCAACACAAUUCCAGGAUACUCAUGCUCGACAAGCAUUUCCAUGUUUUGAUGAACCAUCAUUUAAAUCAACAUUUCAGCUAACUAUUGAACAUCAUGAUAAUUUCACUGCCAUAUCAAAUACGAAUUCAAAAUCGAUCGAAACGAUUUCCAAUGAAACAACAACAUCGUCGUGGAAACGAACAGAAUUCGAAGAAACACCAAAAAUGGUCACCUAUUUAUUGGCAUUUAUAAUCAGUGAUUUUGAAUGUAAUCAUGAUCAAACACAAUCAUUGAAUGGUACCGAAAUCAAUGUAGAUAUUUGUUCAUCACCACCGGAAAUCAAUAAUACAGCCUAUUCAUUGACAAAAGUAUCGGAUAUAAUUAGCAAUUUUCAGAAAAAAUUCGAUUAUUCAUAUCAAUUGGAAAAAAUGCAUCUUGUAGCUUUACCAGAUUUUAGUGCUGGUGCAAUGGAAAAUUGGGGCCUUUUAACUUUCCGUGAAACGGCAUUAUUAUGGAAUGAACUCAUAUCAUCGGCUUCGGAUAAAAUGAGGGUUGCUUCCGUUGUUGCACAUGAAAUUGCUCAUAUGUGGUUUGGAAAUCUAGUCACCUGUGAUUGGUGGACAGAUCUAUGGCUAAACGAAGCAUUCGCAUCAUAUCUAGAAUGGUUUGCCGUCGAUAAAGUUGAACCAGAUUGGAAUUAUAAACAAUUAUUCUAUAUAACUGAUUAUAUUCUCGGUAUGGAUGCCGAUGCAAGUAUUACUGCCCAUCCAUUAUCUAGAUCUUCGAUUGAUAAACCGGCCGAAAUUUCCUAUAUAUCACAUAUUACAUAUCAAAAGGGUUCAUCCAUAUUACGAAUGUUUGAAUAUGUUUUAGGCACUGAAUCAUUUUAUGGUCAAUUACAAAAAUAUCUAAAAAAAUAUCAAUAUAAAACUGUUACGGCUGAUCAGUUUUUAACCGAAAUAUCGGAAAUUACAAUCGAUGGAUUCAAUGAAACAAGAAAAUUCCUGGAAUCAUGGACAUUAAAACCAGGAUUUCCAUAUGUAAACAUAACCCGAAUCGAUAACAGUACACGAUAUAUCAUUACACAGGAAAGAUUUUUAUCCAGUGGAAAAUUCUCUAACAAUAACGAUUAUUAUAUUAUUCCACUUUCAUACUAUAACGAUUAUACUGUAUCCACGGAAGCAAAAAUCCAAUUCAUUUCGAAUGGCCAACAGGAAAUCGAAUUGAAUCAAUCAAAUAAUAAUGAAUCUUUUCCAUUGAAAUUCAAUUGUGAUUCUCAAGGAUUCUAUAUUGUUAAUUAUCCAAUGGAUGAAUGGAAAAAAUGGACAAAAUUAUUUCAAGAUCAAACGACAAUGUCAAAAUUACAUUUAACAUCACAAGAUUAUUCACAUCUUAUGUAUGAUGCUUUUCGUUUAGCUAACGUAAAUCUUUUGCCAUUCGAAACAGUAUUUGAAUUACUUUCAAUAUUGAAAACAAAUCAAAGGUAUUCGAUUUGGUCAACCGGUUCGACCAUUUUUGGAAAAUUAUGGCCAUAUUUUCGUAAUGUUAAUUUCGAUGAUGGCAAAUCCAAUAUGAAUCAAAUGAUGCAACAAGCAUAUCGUUCAUAUGCACAUGAUCUUGUUCGUGAUGUUUAUCGAAACUACAACCUUCAAGAAUCAUCAUCCAUGCAAAUAGAUAUGAAUUCUCAACGAUUACAAACAACAGUCACAUCAUUUGCCUGUGCAUAUGGUUUCGAUUUAUGUUUAGCCGAAGCAGAAGUAGAAUUUAAAAAAUGGCGUCAAGGUUAUAUCGAUAGAAUAUCGCCAAACAUAAUCACUGUCGUACUUCGUUACGCUUUACAAGAAUCAAAUGAUGUUGAUGAUUGGAAUUUUGUAUGGAAAAAAUACAAUGAAGAACAAUCAACGGUAAUGAAAUUGAAUUAUCUACAGGCAUUGGCUCAAACACAGAACAAACAAUUGCUCACUAGACUAAUGAAUUAUGGUAUGGAACAAAAUUAUAUUCGUCGUCAAGAUUAUCUUGGUCUUUACACGUAUAUAUUACGGACACCUGUUGGUUUUAAAAUUGGAUGGCAAUAUUUUCAACAAAAUUAUCGCCAAAUUCUCGCCCAACGAUUAUCAUCAUCAAAUAUGGGACGAUUAGCAACAUAUUUUGCUCGUUAUAUUUAUACGGAAAAACAAUUGAAUGAAUUUCAACAAUUUUUCAUUAGACAUCGUGAUACAGGUGUUUCCGAUGUAAAUCUAAAUAAAUCAUUGGAAACAAUACAGACAAACAUUGUUUGGGCUAAAAAUUAUCGUAUGAAAAUAUUCGAAUGGCUGAGAAAUCGACAAUAAAUUUUGAACAAAAUCAUGUAUGAUCGACGACGACAUAUCGAAUGUUUAUUAUGAAUUUUUUUUUUUUUUUUUUUUUGAUUGAAAAAAACAAUAAUUUUUCUUUUUAAUAUAAUAUAAUAAAUCGUGAAUAUUUAUUCUCAUGACAUUUUUUCAAUUUGCAACAAUAUUGCACCCAUUUUCCGAAAAUUUUCUCAUUCCGGUUAUUACAAACAGUCUGACAAUGGGACAAAAUUAGAAUGUAUCUCGUACAUACACACACACACACACACAUUAUCACGAGGUAAUAAUUUUUUCUCCCUUG